AUGACACCUAAAGCUAACGAAUGGAGUGCAGUCGCACAAAAAAGGGUUUUGGAGAAGAAGACGCACGUUAGUUUUCCUCAAUUGAAGUAUCCGUCUCUAAGAGAUAGUGGUUUUAAAGAUCCGGUACAGUGGCUGGCUGGAAAAGUAUUAGACGACGGCGCCGAAGGAUUAUGGCGAAUUCACGACAAACUUUACGAUCUAACAAGUUUCAUAAAGAAACAUCCCGGCGGAGAAGAGUGGCUGGAACUUACGAAGGGGACUGAUAUAACGGAAGCAUUCGAGUCGCACCAUUUGAAACCAUCAACCGAAAAGCUACUAGACAAGUUCUACAUCAAAGACGCAGUAACGCCAAGAAACUCUCCAUUCACGUUUAAAGAGGACGGGUUUUACAGAACUCUGAAGAGACUUGUUUAUGAGGAAUUAAAAAGGAUACCGAAAGACGCUAAUAAAACCAGUGACAGGAUAACGGAUGGAUUAUUCAUAGUUCUCUUGUGCUGUUCGAGUUUGGCAAGUUGGGUAACGGUUUAUUGGUUGUCUGUGUUGUGGUGUGUGGUCGCGGCUGUAAGUUUGGCGCUGUUGACUGUUACAUGCCAUAACUUCAUCCACCGAAGAACUAAUUGGAGGAUGUUCUUGUUCAACAUGAGCAUGUGGUCGUAUCGAUUUUUGAGCGUGUUCCUUCGUCGAGGAUUCUUCAAAGCGCAUUAUGGUUGGCAUGACGCCAUCGGCUUUACUCUGCCUUUUAUCAUGUGGCUGACGAGUGGCGCCCCUUUCCUCCAUGUGGUUUAUACGUGGAUGUGGAUCAACUGCACCGGGAGUUUACUGUUCUUCCUGAUAGCUGUAAAUGCCGCUCAUCACCACCCCGAUGCUAUUAAGGAUGGGGACCAGCCCAGCACUGAAACACCAGAUUGGGGUGAGCAUCAAUUGGAGGCUCUUUUGGACCGCAAGGACGUUAACAGCAAUUCAUUCGGGGUAGCCACGCUUUUCGGCGACCACGCCCUUCAUCACAUGUUUCCGACACUCGAUCACGCGGUGUUAAAGUAUUUGCACCCGAUUUUUAUCGAACACUGCAAGCUGUUCGAAGCUAAUUAUAGGGUGUCCACGCAGUUUAAAAUGGUCGUCGGUCAAUUCGAAGAAGUCAUGCGAACGAGGUUUCAAACAAGCGACGAGAGAAAAAUAAAGUCAUUAAGAGAUUGA
Molecule: messenger RNA, 1194 nt
Organism: Leptosia nina
Lineage: Eukaryota; Metazoa; Arthropoda; Insecta; Lepidoptera; Pieridae
Source: the annotation of a GenBank genome assembly